UCACCACAGUUCAACCAAACUCCUGCAGGGGCAACGAUUGCACGACGAGAGUCUCUAGGAUAGAAGAGGUGAGGGCGCCGCGGGAACCCGACGACUCUAACGGUUAGGUCUGGUUCGUUGGACGAUGAGAUCCUGAGACGCAGACGUUGCUAGUUCGGCUCGGUCCGUCAGUGUAGGUAGGCAAAAUGGAGCAAGGCAUUCAGAGAAUCGACUACCGCCUCCUUCAAGGCUGCUGCCUCGAAGCUGAGCGCGCCGACAUCAUAUCGGUGAGCCUAGAAGGGCUCCGCAUGGCUCUUCCUGAGGCAUACGGAGGCACCAUCACCAGUCUUGUUGACGAGAUACGGAGGUCUGCAAGGAAGCUGAGAGACUUGGCGGAUCUAUCGCAGAUGCAUUUCACCAGGGUCCCAAUUUUGCUCAACUACCUCGACGUCAUUCUUCCAUGUUAUUGCAAGACACUUCGCGACAUCACCGAGUUUUACGAAGAUCGGACCGUGAGUAAGGACAUGCGAUGGCGAAGGAUGUACCACAAGAUGACACAGGAGGCCGGUGGCCUGCCACUACCUCAGCGUUUCAUGCUCUACAACUGCUUUUUAGAGUCCCUCCGACACCUUCUCAUGAGGUCGACACUCUUUGACCUCAAUGGCUUAGAGACGCUUCGGACUAGGAUAAUCAAGUUGAGAGAAGCAAGAGGACUCCCCACGCCAACAACUCAAGUCGGGCCUGUCCUUCGACCGGAGAUUAUGCUCAGACCAACACCUCAGGAUCCGACAUUACACUGGGCAGAGCAGAUCUUCUCACUCCCGCUCACCUCCCGAACGGCUUUGAAGCACAUCAGGCCAUCGACAGCUUAUGGUCCUUUCCAGACGUGGGGACAACUGAAUAUUCCCAAACAGGUCAAGAUGCUGUUCAGAAGACCAUUCGACGAGGAUCGCCUUGCGUUGAUGACCUACCUAAAUCAUGUUAACCAGACCCCCUACUUUCUCCUCAGGACAUAUCACCUGGGGGGCCAGUGGUUCUCACUACUUGGUGCCCACGAACUCUGCAUAAGGCGGGAAGGCAGCGCCUUGCUACUGGACCGAUACAGUCAUUCUCAAAUGGGCCUCAAACUAUGGGCAUCUCUCUACUUCAAAACCUGGGAGGAAUUGGUCCUAUUCCACUGCACGUUCGUCUCUCUCAAGGCUCGGAUUAUCUUGACGAGCAGAAUGAGCCCAAGGGAGUUCAAGCUCGGAAGUGAAUCCCGACUCUUCCAAGCCCAAAUCCUCGAUGACGGCUUCAAACAUUCACUUAUUGUCUACCGCGACCUUGUCACCCAAGGCCUUCGUCUUCAAGCUUCAGUGUGGGAUGGCGAACUCAAGAAUUGUCCAGUUUGGACUGCUUUCGUCACCCACCAAUCCGCCUCUCCGACCUGGCUCGUACGCAAAUCAGACCACCGCAUCUGGCUCAAAGACGUCCAGCUUUACGUCUUUUGCCAACAGUAUCAUCAGCAGAAUCAGAGGAAAGGCUCCUCGGCCGGCGCCUUUGAGAUCGACUUUGUCUCCGAGAUGGGCGCGACGCGGUUCAUUGAGGAAAUACAGUCGCAGGUGGAUCCCUCCGAGGCAUCCACAGACACCAUGGAAGCUAUCGAGGACGCCAGAUAACUUUCAAACGGUGACGAGCUUCUUCAAGGCAAGGGUGUAUAUAUAUACCCACUCCGACUCCGGACCAAUAUGGGGCACCUCCUUCACCGACACCUUCCACCCCCAGGAGGUUACCAUCCGCCGUUUUGCGGGCAGAUGCCCCGACAAAUUUGCGGGACUCGAAGAGUAGGUGAGUAGACAUCCACCUACUCUCAGUCCGGCAUGUUACUCGCCCAGCCUCUGUCUCCUCCACGUUUCCCAACGAAGAACUACUCUAAUGAGCUCUGACACGCGCAACUCUGAUACUUUCGACGAAUUUCUACGGCCGUCUGCUUUUUUUCCCUUUCAGCUUGGACAAUUCCAAACGUAGCUUCAACAUACCGCAAGGGAUAAGCGAGCGAAUGUUUUGUAU
Molecule: messenger RNA, 2028 nt
Organism: Colletotrichum acutatum
Lineage: Eukaryota; Fungi; Ascomycota; Sordariomycetes; Glomerellales; Glomerellaceae
Exons: 8
Coding region: 186-1637 (483 amino acids)
Source: RefSeq, a predicted model, not a curated record